ACUCCCUCCUUCCUCCCUGGUCAGAGUCUACUAUGAAGGAAACUGGAGAAAUGACGAGGAAUAACGAAGCAGCCAUGCUACUGAUCAUCAUUGCUUCUGUUCUCACCUGUUCUGCAGCAGAUUUCUCCAUUGUCACCCCCAAUGCUUCAGUCUCAGCAUGGUUGGGUUCUUCAGUCAUCCUGCCCUGCAGUCUUUCUCCACCUUUAAACGCCAGAGAUUUUGAAGUUCAGUGGUAUAAGAAGAAGGAUUCUCAAAAGACGGUUCUGCUUCACCAAGAGCAAAAAGUCCAGGAGAAUGAUGUAGAUGAUCAGUACAGAGACAGAGUGUCUUUGAUUGGGGAGCUGGACAAUGGGAAUGUCUCUCUGAAACUGGACAACCUCAAAACAGCUGACAGAGGGGAAUAUACCUGCUUUGUAAAGAGCCUCAGAUGGUAUGAGAGGGGCAGCAUGAACCUGGUGGUAAAAGCCAUAGGUUCUACACCUGUCCUUUCAUAUCAGGAAGCUGGGGAACAACUGAACGUUUCCUGUACAUCAGACGGAUGGUCCCCCAAACCCCUACUCACCUGGAGAGACAGUACAGGGCGAGAACUCACGAACACUUACACUAAGUACAUUACUGACUCUGAAGGGUUGGUGGAUGUGAGAUCAUGGAUGCUUUUCUCUCCAUCUGACUCUGAGUGGAUCUCCUGUACUGUAGACUUAAACCUUCAGGGAAUGAAAGAGAGCAGAGUUGUGCCUAUGAAAAGUGAUCUUUCAGGAGGAUUCUGGUUUGAAGUGUUUAUCUCGACUCUAGUGCUUUCAGUAAUCGUCAUCAUAAUCUACACCAUUCUCCUGAUUUUACACCGGAAAGGUUUACUCCCACACUGUUCAUCUCGCAAAAAUGCAAAAGCAGCAGCUGAUUCUCAUGAAUCCUUACCUGGAGAGACGAUUCCUCUUAAAGCUACAGAGAACCUGCAUCAAGGUGUCUGUUCAACAUAUGAACCUUCAGAUUCUACUGAACAACAGUCUUGGAAAGACAGAUAUAAAGCGAGUCUCACACUGGAUCCAUCAUCAGUUCGACGUCUCUGAAAGUGUCUGCAGAUAGGAAAAUAGUUUACUGUAGAAAACCAAACAGUGGUCCUGAAUGUAAAUUUCCUCAUCUUGUGAGUAAAGAGGAGUGGAGUUCAGGGCAGCACUACUGGGAAGUGAUGUUGUGGGAUAAAACAUCUACAAAACCAAAAUCAUCAUGGAGUGUAGGAGUGAUUCAGAAACACACAACAGAGAACAUCAUCAGAACUCUGUGU
Molecule: messenger RNA, 1282 nt
Organism: Silurus meridionalis
Lineage: Eukaryota; Metazoa; Chordata; Actinopteri; Siluriformes; Siluridae
Product: butyrophilin subfamily 1 member A1-like
Exons: 10
Coding region: 33-1067 (344 amino acids)
Source: RefSeq, a predicted model, not a curated record